GGGAGGAAGUCGCAGUGAGUGGGGAGGACGGGAGCUUUUGUCCGAGUACGGCCUCAUCCCCGUCAGCGCCUAGACUCGCGAAUGUCAGUGAACCAGACGGCUGAGGAUGUUUUUUGUUAUCGUUCAUUCGUCGCGUAUCCAGAGUGAAAUUGAUGCCGUCGUCUAGUAAAAUUGUCUCGGGCCGGGCGACGGGUGCGCGUUCUCUCUCGUCCUGGGCUUAGUUGCCGUCUCGAGGCUCGUCGGCGGGGAAACGGCCGUCUCGCAAGUGGAGCCAGUUAUGCGAAAUAGUUGUCAUUAUGUGCGAAAAUGGCGAAUCGAAGGCCCACAUUUUCAGUCUCGACAGAAACCAUCUCCUCAGGCGGCUUGUCGGAUCCUCUCAGGGAGCUUUUCGAAGCCUGUAAAGUCGGAGAUGUCAACAAGGUGAAGAAGCUCGUCAACCCGUCGACUGUCAACGCCAGGGACACAGCUGGGAGGAAGUCGACCCCUUUGCACUUCGCUGCAGGAUACGGAAGGAAAGAGAUAGUGCAAUUCCUUUUAGCUGCUGGAGCUUCCAUUCAGGCGAGGGAUGAUGGUGGCUUGCACCCGUUGCACAACGCUUGCUCGUUCGGCCAUGCGGAUGUUGUGAGGCUGCUCCUCGUCGCAGGCGCCAACCCGAACACGAGGGACAACUGGAACUACACGCCACUACACGAAGCCGCUAUCAAGGGCAAAGUCGACGUCUGCAUAGCUUUGCUUCAACACGGUGCAGACAUAACAAUAAGAAACACUGAAGGAAAAACACCUUUAGAAGUGGCGGACCAGGCAACAAGGGCAGUACUCACUGGCGAGUACAAAAAAGAAGAGUUGCUCGAAGCAGCCAGAACGGGCAACGAAGAACGGCUAUUGGCUCUGUUGACACCUUUAAAUGUGAACUGUCACGCCAGCGAUGGCAGGAGAUCAACACCACUUCACCUUGCAGCUGGUUACAACAGGAACAGAGUGGUCCAACUACUUCUUCAAAAUGGUGCUGAUGUCCAUGCAAAGGAUAAAGGUGGUCUAGUGCCAUUGCAUAAUGCGUGCUCAUAUGGUCAUUUUGACGUGACGGAGAUGUUGGUCAAGGCAGGUGCUAAUGUCAACGCAAUGGACCUUUGGCAAUUUACUCCAUUACAUGAAGCGGCUUCGAAAUCCAGGCUUGAAGUCUGCUCUCUGCUUUUGAGCCACGGUGCCGAUCCAACGCUGCUCAACUGCCAUUCGAAAUCUGCGAUUGAUGCUGCUGGAACCAGAGAUCUAAGAGACAGACUAGCUUAUGAAUACAAAGGUCAUUACCUCCUUGAUGCAUGCAGACAAGCUGAUCCUUCAAGACUGAAAAAAUUUCUUUCAUCUGAAAUAGUUAAUUUUAAGCAUCCUUACACUGGGGAUACACCAUUGCAUUAUGCAAGUUCAUCUCCUUUUGCUAAACGAAAACAAGUCAUCGAAACAUUGGUAAGGAAGGGUGCACAGCUUAAUGAAAAGAAUAAAGAAAUGCUAACACCUUUGCAUGUCGCCACUGAUCUCGGAAACCAUGACAUUAUGGACACGCUACUGAGGCUGGGAGCCAAGGUGAACACUCUUGAUGCACUUGGCCAGACAGCACUGCACAGAGCGGCUAGAGAAAACAAUGUACAAAGCUGCCGCAUUCUCCUCUCGUACUCGGUCGACACGACGAUCGUCUCCCUUCAAGGCUACACUGCUUUACAGGUUGCCGGUGAAAAUGUACAGAAGAUAUUGCAAGGUAAACAGAAGCCACCGGCAAUAUUGGAUUUAGAAAAUAAACUGCUUGAGGCUUCAAAGUCAGGAGAUUUAGAUCAGGUGCAGCGACUCUUGACCUCCUAUCCGCAGAUAGUGAACUGCAGGGAUUUAGACGGAAGGCACUCGACACCGUUGCAUUUUGCUGCUGGCUAUAACCGAGUGGCUGUAGUGGAAUAUUUGCUUUCACACGGUGCAGAUGUUCACUCUAAAGAUAAAGGGGGUCUUGUUCCGUUGCAUAAUGCCUGCUCUUAUGGCCAUUAUGAAGUGACUGAAAUGUUGGUCAAGCAUGGCGCUAAUGUCAAUGUGGCAGAUUUGUGGAAAUUCACGCCUUUACACGAAGCCGCUGCAAAAGGAAAAUAUGACAUAGUUAGACUGUUGCUACAGCAUGGGGCAGACCCGACAAAAAAGAACCGCGAUGGAGCCAUGGCGGUUGAGCUUGUUAAAGAAGGUGACCAGGAGGUUGCUGAUCUUUUGAGAGGGAAUUCAGCCCUGCUCGAUGCCGCAAAGAGGGGCAACUUGGCACGAGUGCAACGGCUGGUUACACCUGAAAAUAUUAACUGCCGUGACACCCAGGGCAGAAAUUCGACCCCUCUACACCUAGCAGCCGGUUACAACAAUGUAGAAGUUGCUGAAUUCCUUCUCGAGAACGGAGCUGACGUCAAUGCGCAAGACAAAGGAGGACUCAUCCCGUUGCACAACGCGUCAUCGUACGGCCAUCUGGACAUUGCUGCACUUCUCAUCAAAUACAACACAGUCGUGAACGCCACCGACAAAUGGGGUUUCACGCCUCUUCACGAAGCGGCCCAGAAAGGAAGGACUCAACUUUCCGCCCUACUUCUGGCUCAUGGUGCGGACCCGAUGAUGAAAAAUCAGGAAGGACAGUGUCCGUUGGAAGUGGCGACUGGUGAAGAUGUAAGAUGUUUGCUUCAAGACGCAAUGGCGGCUGUUCCUGGUGCGACAACUCCUUCGUCACUGCCGAGUCUCCAACUUCCAUCGCCAGUCGUUACUGAUUCCAUAAUCCUACCCAGUGGUGCCUGCCUCUCGUUGGCAUCUCCUGUGGCUAUUAUGCACAAGGGUGAUGGCGCAACAUCACCACAUCUUGUGCCCGAGUUUAAACACGACCCUCAUGUCACUUCCUUAGCAGGCUUCCUCAUGUCUCUCGGACUGGAGCAUCUUGUCGAGCCUUUGGAAAGAGAGCAAAUCACGCUUGAUAUUCUGGCAGAAAUGGGCCAUGAGGAUCUCAAACAGGUCGGCGUGACGGCAUAUGGGUAUCGACACAAGAUAAUCAAAGGGAUAGAGAAAAUACAGCUCAACUCAGAUUUAUCAGGACCCAAUUGGCAACAAGGUACACUACUUGUAGAUUUACUGAGAGAAGACAAAGAGUUUAUAGCUGUCGAAGACGAGAUGCAGAACACGAUUAGAGAGCACAAAGACAAUGGGCAUUCUGGUGGAGUUUUCUCUAGAUAUAACAUUAUUAGAGUGCAAAAAGUGCAGAAUCGAAAACUUUGGGAAAAGUACACCCACAGAAGAAACGAAGUUGCUGAAGAAAACAGUAAUUCAUCCAACGAAAGAAUGCUAUUCCAUGGAUCUCCUUUUAUCAACGCCAUAGUUCAAAAGGGCUUCGAUGAAAGACACGCAUAUAUCGGAGGAAUGUUUGGCGCAGGAAUUUAUUUCGCUGAGCAUUCUUCUAAAAGCAACCAGUAUGUUUACGGUAUUGGUGGAGGGACUGGCUGUACGACUCAUAAAGACCGAUCGUGUUACACCUGCCAUAGGCAUCUUCUCCUAUGUAGAGUAACCCUCGGGAAAUCCUUCCUUCAGUUCAACGCCAUGAAAAUGGCACAUGCUCCUCCCGGGCACCAUUCUGUAAUGGGCCGGCCUUCUUCAGGCGGGCUCAACUUUCCAGAAUAUGUCGUGUAUAGAGGAGAACAGGCUUAUCCAGAAUACCUCAUUACUUAUCAGAUAGUUAAACCAGAAGAGAAUUCCGAAGUGAGAUGAAAUUUUGGCCUAAUUCAAGUUUAAUCGUAUAAUUAGCCUCUAUUUAACUGAUUAAUUCAUAAGGUGUUUCAUCAUCGUUUUUCUCGUUAAAUAGAGAAGGAUGUGAUAAAAGGUUGUGAAUUCAUUAUUUUAUUGAAAUCAGUCAAUUUCUAAUAUUAGAAGUAAUUUGAAAGCUCUAUCUGUGACAUCUAUAUUUUACUCUAAUCUAUAAAAUGGAAUUUUAAAUGUUUAACAGAAAUUUAAAAGGUUAUAUUUCAAAAGGGAAAGAAGAUAAAACUAUUUAAUUAAUAUUUAAGAACUCGAUGUAAUUUUUAAUAAACAAAAAGGGGGGUGGGGUUUUAAAAAAUUCCAUUAAUAUUUGUUUUAAUUAAGAAUAAUUAAGAAAUAACAUUCCAUCUCUUUUAUUAUAGGUUUUAAGCAACUUCCAUUUUUGUGUUUUUAUUGU
Molecule: messenger RNA, 4207 nt
Organism: Cimex lectularius (bed bug)
Lineage: Eukaryota; Metazoa; Arthropoda; Insecta; Hemiptera; Cimicidae
Gene: Tnks
Product: tankyrase
Exons: 19
Coding region: 307-3762 (1151 amino acids)
Molecular function (GO): NAD+ poly-ADP-ribosyltransferase activity; protein binding
Source: RefSeq, a predicted model, not a curated record